Messenger RNA from Peniophora sp. CBMAI 1063, 1698 nucleotides. The record is from the annotation of a GenBank genome assembly. NCBI's taxonomy places the organism in Eukaryota, Fungi, Basidiomycota, Agaricomycetes, Russulales, Peniophoraceae.
AUGUCCUUGUCAGAGUCGGGGUUGGCGCAAUCGCGUAGCAUUGCGUGGGGCCGACAUCGACAGGAGUGCCUGCAUGCUCUCCGGAAUAUCCCUUACGGACCCGAAUGGCGAGAUGCUGCCCUCGCGGAACUGGACGAGGCCACGAGACUCGUUACUGACCUACGCUCUACCUACAACUCUUACGCGCCGAUUCUGCGACUUCCCAACGAGAUACUAGCUCUUGUAUUCGUCAUCCUCCAGAGUAUCUGGGAGCCCAGGCACGCCACGAAUCUCGGCUGGUUAAAUGCUACCUUCGUCUGUCGCUCGUGGAGACUCGCAGCGCUUAGGAUGGCUUCUUUAUGGACACGACCUCCCCUUCAUCUCGGAAAGGAAUGGACUAGGACGUUUUUAGAGCUUGCAAGGUCACUUCCGAUUUCGCUCGACAUCCUGGCGAGAGGAACGAUACAAUACAACGACAUGGCCUUUGAAACACUACUGUCUUUGAAAGAUUAUUUUGAGACCAGUUCCUGCUCCCACGUACGGUGGUUGAAUCUAUCUUUGGAUUGGGAUGGUGCAGAAUGGAAUGCGUACAUGCUGCCACCUUCUCUCUUCGCUCCAUUGUGGUCCCUGACGCUCAGCCACUGGCUACUGCUGAAAGGUGGAGCUAGGUUUUGGGACUGCUUACCAUCUACCCUACAAGAGUUGGUACUCCUAGGCAUACCUUCUGACUGUGAAGAGGAGCCUGGGGCUGAGACAAUCACGGGCCUCAUUCCGCUUCUCUCACGCUCUACUAGGCUCUCAAAACUCGUUAUAUAUCACUCAUUUCUGGACAUACUGGAACUACCCGAACGUCUCGAUCUACCUGCUCUUCGCGACCUCACGAUCGGAGCGACAUCGCAAGAUUGCCUCCGUCUGUUGAAGGCACUUGACAACCCGUGCGAAAUACAAAAGCUCGCUCUCGAGUUCGGGCAUUGGGAUCCUGGCGACAUUGACGGCAUACUCCAGUUCAUGCAACAAUCGUCUGUCACUACCACCGAGAAGCCGUUUACGUCUCUCGGCAUUGGGCGCGUGGGCGACUUCUUCGUCGUCGCCGCAAACCGCGAAUCGAACCCUGCCGAUGCAAUAGAGCGCAUGUUCAGAGUCAAAUCCGCGCUUUUGGAGAGCGAAGUGAUACAAGACAUCAGCUUAUGCAUCGAGAUGCAGGAUGUGGGUUCAAGCCUUGACUCGUACCUCUGCUUAAUCCCUUCUCUUCACCCACUCGGCUUCUCCUGUGUCCGCACACUACACAUUCACAACAUUCUCCUGCCUACCAAACGAACUCUUUGCCACCUCGGUGCUAUGCGAGCAGUGGAGGAAAUGUGUCUCGCUGGCCCAGGAAUGCACACGGUUUUAGUCGCACUCGGGCGGAGCGUGAACGCUGAGCAGGAGGAAGGUCACUUCCCGAAGCUGGCGAGGAAGGCGGCGGAUCUUAUCUUCCCACGACUCCGACGCCUUCGUGUUGAAAGGGUUGACUUUGGCGUGCUGUGUGAAGACGCGUAUUGCCUGGCGGCAACCGUUGCGCAGACCUUUGGCCUAGCUUUGGUGGUCCGCGCGCCACUAGGUUCCGCCAUACAGACCAUGCAUCUCGUCAAGUGCGUGGUGGGCGAGACGGACCUGGAAUUAUGGGCCCAAGCGAUGGAGGUGACGAUGGAUGGGUGUCCCGUAGAGCGUAGAGAAUGA